Molecule: messenger RNA, 1251 nt
Organism: Drosophila kikkawai
Lineage: Eukaryota; Metazoa; Arthropoda; Insecta; Diptera; Drosophilidae
Gene: Grl36a
Product: Gustatory receptor-like 36a
Source: RefSeq, a predicted model, not a curated record
AUGCCUGAAGAGAAGUAUGGGUCGACUCGCAGAGCUUCAUGUGGGAAAUGGAGAUCGCGUCUGCUGCGGUGGUCUGUCUUGGGCAUCGGAUGGAGCACCUAUAUCGUGUAUCGCAGCUUCGUAGUUGGACAGAUAAAGUACGACGCACUUACCGGAAAGAUGAUUAUUCGUCCCCGCAAUAUGUGGAUCAAGAGGAUUGCUCUGGUCCUGAAGAUAUCGGCAAUGUGCGUCGACAAUUUUGGCUUGGUAUAUCUCACUAUAGCGUGUUUUCCAUUGCUUUUCAUAUCGUCGGGUGAUUUGAACCAUCCAAAACGCCUUUUUGAGGACCUGGUGGAGGCCGUAAUUUUCCAGAUUGCUUUUUGGAAUAUCGGCCGUUUGUAUUACUGGCUGCGUAGCCUGUCCUGGAACAGGUCCCUUGUGCUUUCAGUCAAUGAGGUUAUCUGCGUGAUGUCCUUAAUUGAGGAGACGUUUGGACCCCUUCCAAUAGAUGGACCUGUCCUGCUAAUCAUAUUUGUGGUGCAGUUUGAUCUGACUGUUCUGCAGAUCGCCGAGUAUCUUUACGGAAAGAUGUUUGUCUUGGCGCUUCAUACGAUACUGCUAGCUCUGUUCUACAACGCGUAUAUCGCAUACCAGUUGUUACUUUUAUCCUGGAUGGCAACAUUCAAUCGCUUUUCGAAGGGCUACCACCAGAAGGGAACACCGACUUGGCAGGAACGUCAGCAGCUCCAACACUUGUUUUGCCUUUACUCAAGGGUCAGCAACGGGCAUCAGAACAUUAUGGUGCUGUGGCUUCCAGUGGCCACCAUGCUCUUUUCCAACAUCGUGGUCCUGGUGGCCCACUGGUCAAUCGUCAUCUACUGCGUCCUCUUUAUUGACAGUAUGAAUGCGGUCGAAAAGUGGCAAGACUUUCUCCGGGAACAGCUGGGCGGUAGUCUGACGCCCUUGCUGAGGAUUCUUCUCAUCGGUUUGUGCAACGAUCGCUUGGCCAAGCUGGAGAGAUUCUUGAGCCUGCAGCUAUUGUUUAUCGAUUUGCGCUAUUCGGGAUGUCCAGAAGUCCGGAAAGGGAAGGACUUGGAACAAACCUGCUUUGAUAUACAAUUAAGAGCUCAACCGAUCAGGAAUCAAAUAAUGAGCAUGCAGCACGUAUGUGGCUGCCCUUUCGUGCUGGAAUUCUUCUUUUGUACCUUCCUGAAUGCCCUAAAUUGUGUUCAAUAUGCAGUAGCCAAUGGAAUAAACAUCAAAAAUUUUUAA